This is a messenger RNA of Colletotrichum karsti, 2133 nucleotides long. Its product is annotated as tryptophan synthase. Bases 1 to 2133 code for a protein of 710 amino acids. The record is from RefSeq and is a predicted model, not a curated record. Gene Ontology annotation, molecular function: tryptophan synthase activity. NCBI's taxonomy places the organism in Eukaryota, Fungi, Ascomycota, Sordariomycetes, Glomerellales, Glomerellaceae. The transcript is spliced from 4 exons. Gene Ontology annotation, biological process: L-tryptophan biosynthetic process. Gene Ontology annotation, cellular component: cytoplasm.
AUGGAAGGUCUGAGGCAAACAUUCCAGCGCUGCAAGGCCGAGGGCAGGUCUGCGCUUGUUACAUAUGUUACUGCUGGUUACCCUUCACCGCAGGACACCCCCGGUGUCCUGCUUGCUAUGGAAAAGGGUGGCGCUGAUGUGAUCGAACUCGGCGCUCCCUUCACCGACCCAAUUGCCGACGGCCCGACGAUCCAGACAUCGAACACUGUCGCACUGCAACAUGGUGUCACGAUCGAGUCUACCCUCCAGAUGGUCAAGGACGCGAGGAGUCAGGGCCUCAAGGCACCGGUGAUGUUGAUGGGAUACUACAACCCUCUCCUCAGCUACGGCGAGGAGAGACUCUUGACCGACUGCAAGAGCGCAGGCGUCAACGGCUUCAUCGUCGUCGACCUCCCUCCCGAGGAGGCCAUCUCCUUCCGCAAGCUCUGCACCAAGGGAGGCCUGUCCUACGUCCCCCUGAUCGCCCCCGCGACCUCCGACGCCCGCAUGAAGAUCCUCUGCAAGCUGGCCGACUCCUUCAUCUACGUCGUCUCCCGCCAGGGCGUGACCGGCGCCCUCGGCUCCCUCAACGCCAACCUCCCGGACCUCAUCGACCGCGUCAAGAAGUACAGCGGCGACAAGCCCGCCGCCGUCGGCUUCGGCGUCAGCACCCGCGAGCACUUCCUCAGCGUCGCCCAGCUCGCCGACGGCGUCGUCGUCGGCUCCCAGAUCAUCACCACCCUCAAGAACGCGGCCCCCGACGAGCUCUUCAACGACGUCGAGAAGUACUGCGCCUACCUGUGCGGCCGUACCGGCGGAGACUCGACGACGCGCGAGGUCGGCAUGGUCGAGGCCAUGGCCGCCGCCAAGGAGCCCCAGAACCCUACCGUCGACUCCAUCACCGCGGACCAGGACAGCGAGCUGGUCGCGCAGCUCGCCGCCAUGCACGGCAAGAUCCCCGAGCGUUUCGGCGAGUUCGGCGGCCAGUACGUCCCCGAGUCCCUCAUGGACUGCCUGUCGCAGCUCGAGGAGGGCUUCAACAAGAUCAAGGACGACCCGUCGUUCUGGGAGGAGUACCGCUCAUACUACGAAUACAUGGGCCGCCCCGGCCACCUCCACCUCGCCGAGCGCCUGACGGAGCACGCCGGCGGCGCCAACAUCUGGCUGAAGCGCGAGGAUCUCAACCACACCGGCUCGCACAAGAUCAACAACGCCCUCGGCCAGCUCCUCCUCGCGAAGCGCCUCGGCAAGACCAAGAUCAUCGCCGAGACCGGCGCAGGCCAGCACGGCGUCGCUACCGCCACCGUCUGCGCCAAGUUCGGCAUGGAGUGCACCGUCUACAUGGGCGCCGAGGACGUCCGCAGACAAGCCCUCAACGUGUUCCGCAUGAAGCUCCUGGGCGCCAAGGUCGUCGCCGUCGAGGCCGGCAGCAGGACCCUCCGCGACGCCGUCAACGAGGCCAUGCGCGCCUGGGUCGUCGAGCUCGACACCACCCACUACAUCAUCGGUUCCGCCAUCGGCCCCCACCCCUUCCCCACCAUCGUCCGCACGUUCCAGUCCGUCAUCGGUACCGAGACGAAGCAGCAGAUGCUCGAGAAGCGCGGCAAGCUCCCCGACGCCGUCGUCGCCUGCGUCGGCGGCGGCUCCAACGCCGUCGGCAUGUUCUACCCCUUCGCCAACGACCCCUCCGUCAAGCUCCUCGGCGUCGAGGCCGGCGGCGACGGCAUCGACACCGCGAGGCACAGCGCCACCCUCUCCGGGGGCAGCAAGGGCGUCCUGCACGGCGUCAAGACGUACAUCCUCCAGGACAAGCACGGACAGGUCGCCGAGACGCACUCCGUGUCCGCCGGCCUGGACUACCCGGGCGUCGGCCCCGAGCUGUCCUCCUGGAAGGACAGCGAGCGCGCCAAGUACGUGGCCGCCACCGACGCCGAGGCCUUCAUCGGCUUCCGCCUCAUGAGCCAGCUGGAGGGCAUCAUCCCCGCCCUCGAGUCGGCGCACGGCAUCUACGGCGCCAUCGAGCUCGCCAAGACGAUGAAGAAGGGCGAGGACGUCGUCAUCUGCCUCAGCGGGCGCGGCGACAAGGACGUGCAGAGCGUCGCGGACGAGCUGCCCAAGCUGGGCCCCAAGAUCGGUUGGGAUUUGCGAUUUUAA